GCCUCUUCGUGUGUUUCCGUCCAUAGUCUCCCUCUUUAGCAGACACAGGACGGUUAGCAGCCACUGCGGUAACAUGUUCCAAGCCGUUAUCCGCCUGUCAGCCUCCGGGGCCCGGAGUCUGGCUCGGUCACGACCCUGCUACUCAGCUCCUCUGGCCUCCAGAUGUUACUCUCAUGGCAAGGCGGAGACGGAUGAGGAGUUCGAUUCCCGUUGGGUCACUUACUUCAGCAAACCUGACAUCGAUGCCUGGGAGCUGAGGAAAGGCAUGAACACCCUGAUCGGGUAUGACCUGGUACCUGAACCCAAGAUCCUGGAUUCAGCACUAAGAGCUUGUCGGAGACUGAACGACCUGGCCAGCGCCAUCCGCAUCCUUGAGGCUGUCAAGGACAAAGCAGGCCCCCACAAAGACAUCUAUCCCUAUGUGAUCCAGGAGCUGAAGCCCACCCUCGCAGAACUUGGCAUCUCAACACCAGAAGAGCUGGGAAUUGACAAGUUAUAGACGUUCCAGGUCAUCUGAUGUAUAAAGAGACGAGCUCUACUGAUUCUCUCCAGCCAGAAAUGUCUAUAUUGUUGAUUAAACCCAUGCUGUCUUGUUAUGUACAAAAUAGUGAACCUAAUAAAGAAAACAGUAAUUGAA
Stegastes partitus (bicolor damselfish) is the source of this 637-nucleotide messenger RNA. It is a transcript of the gene cox5ab, whose product is annotated as cytochrome c oxidase subunit 5Ab. The record is from RefSeq and is a predicted model, not a curated record. Gene Ontology annotation, biological process: mitochondrial electron transport, cytochrome c to oxygen. The transcript has 5 exons. Gene Ontology annotation, cellular component: respiratory chain complex IV; mitochondrial inner membrane. NCBI's taxonomy places the organism in Eukaryota, Metazoa, Chordata, Actinopteri, Pomacentridae. The coding region runs from base 74 to 499 and encodes 141 amino acids.